UUUUAAGUGCAAAUAUUAUUAUAAUGUAAAAGUGCUGCAUGGUUUGCGUCUCAAAGGUUAAUCGUAAACGUGCGUUUUUAAAUGUUGUUAGGCGUUUUUAUUAUUACCGUAGUUUUCUUACAUAUAUGCUUUAAUGAACGAUUAAAGUGAUUAACCAACAAAAAUAAUAAACAAAAAACAAUGAGGACUCGAUACGGUUUAUAUCAGCAACCAUGCAGCAGGAUGCUUAAUAGUGAUGUUAGAAUGAGUCUUUUGAAACAUAAAUUUUCUGCGGUAUAUUAUUGCAGGACGUCUCUAUCUCUAGAAACGUUGGUAUUCUUCAUCUCUUGAGGUGGGAUUCGGUGAUAUGUGGUGUGAAUAAGGGGAUUUUCGUUUGUAGUCCUAGCCAGUUGAUAUUAACUAAUGCUUAUGUAAUGGCAUAAAAAUGCACUUUUUUGGAUACUUUAGGGCGAAAAACACUUUAGGCCGCUAUUAAAUAAGCAUUAGAAACACGACAAACACUGUUAGUUCCGAUACACAUUCACUGCAUUUAUGUUUAUAUAUAUAUAAUUGUUGGAUAUAUGAGUUACCCAAUGAUGCAGUGGUUAGCAUUGCUGCCUUGCAGUGCUGGGGUUGUAAGUUCAUUUAAUUCCUGAACUGGGGCGCUGUCUGUGUGACGUUUGUAUGUUCUCACUGUGCUGGUGUGAAUUUUGUCUGGGUGCUCUGUUUUCCUCUCACAGUCCAUGACAAACUGGUAGGUUAAUUAGCAUCUUGAAAACUGGACCUGAUGUGAGUGUUUGCAUGUCUGUGUGUGCCCUGCGAUGGACUGGUAUCCUGUCCAGGACGUACCCUGUCUUGUGCCCACUGCUUGCCAGGAUAGGGUCUGGCUCUCCCAUGACCCUGAAUUGGAAGAACCGGUUAGAAACUGAAGGGAUAGGUGUUGUACAUUUCAGCUGUGGGAGGUGCACCAUGGCCUCCCCUUCGCCGCACAACCGCAGCAGGAGCGAGGAUGAGGAUGACCCAGUGGAUCGGAUGAUUUCAAAGACGGGCUGCGCGGAACUGCACUAUGCCGUGCAGGAGUGCAUGGCAGAGCACCAGGACUGGAGGAAAUGUCAGCGUCAGGUCCAGAACUUUAAGGAGUGCAUGUUGGCAUUCCAGAAAUCCAAAAAAGAGGAAAGCUUACAGAAGGCUCCCACACCAUCCAGAGUUGAUGAAUACAGACACCCAGGAUCAGGGUGACAGACACACUGUUGCUCUUAACCAAGUGUUUUGUUUCAUCAGUUACGAAUUACUGUAAAAACGGUUGUACAAUUGGAUAUAUUGUGUUAAGUUGUAAAAAUCAAAAAUAAAUUUCAGAAAUAAAUUUUCAACAUAA
Messenger RNA from Lepisosteus oculatus (spotted gar), 1354 nucleotides. It is a transcript of the gene coa4, whose product is annotated as cytochrome c oxidase assembly factor 4 homolog. Gene Ontology annotation, cellular component: mitochondrial intermembrane space. Gene Ontology annotation, biological process: mitochondrial respiratory chain complex IV assembly. Lineage: Eukaryota; Metazoa; Chordata; Actinopteri; Semionotiformes; Lepisosteidae. The record is from RefSeq and is a predicted model, not a curated record.